AAUUGAAUUAGACAUUGAAUAUAAAAGGAGCGCAGCAGCACUAACCUCCAUAAUUCUCUCUCUUUCCUCUCACCCUCUCCCUCCCUCCCUGCCUUCAGAUCCCCUUACCCCCCUUCCCCCUUUCCCGUCUCACCUCACCCCCCCUCCCAGCUCUGGCUACAGACGGAGACAGCCAUGCAGUCCUUCCGUGAGCGCAGCGGUGGUUACCACAGCAACCAACCCUGUUACCAGCAGGAGCCCCAUGAAUUAUCCCGCCUCGAGACCUACCGGCAACAUCCGCAUCACCCCCAUCCCCAGCAUCCGCACCCGGGCCCUGGUCCACAUCCAGGCCCGGGCCCGGGGCACGCCAGGUCGGGCUAUGAGGCUCAUUCACUGGCCAACCCCACGAGCAUGCCUCCAGCUGGAGGACCGGGAACUGGAGGACCCAAGGACUGUUACAGCCAGCAAGCCUACCCCGGGUACCCAGGCACUGCUGGAGGGAAUGGGAGCGUAACUGGGGGUUCGGCACCAUCACAGGCGAAGAAAGCCUACAGAGGGAGCAAAGUGCCCCCACAAAGUCAGCACCUACAGGGUCCUGGGGGCUACAGUAACCACAUGGGCCCUGGGAGUUACUCAGCCCAGUAUAUGAGCGAGGGCCACCUUCAGCAGAAAUGGGAGGACUCGGCCCAGUUAGCACAGUACGACCAGGAGAUGGUGGGGCGCAUGGAGGCUGGUGGUACCCCUGCACCUGCCUCCACCCAGUACAUGGACCAGAACAUGCUCGGCCACUCCCAGACCCAGUGCCACCAGCCCUCCACCCCGGCCUAUACCAGCCCCCACCAUCAGCCCCACCCCCCUAACCCCACCCCCUCUCCACUCAUGUACCCCCAGAGUCACCUCCAUUACCCCCAGCACUCACCCUCUCCGUCACCAUACAUGGAGAAGUGCAGCCCCAUGCCCCACUGCUAUAAAGGCUACAACAUACCGCCCAAUUCCCAGUACGGCCGACAAAUGAGCAGCCACAGCAAUCUGAAGCAGGGGGCUUACAGGUCGACCCAGAACAGUUACGGCUACCAGCAGCCUCCCUCCAGAGCUUAUGAGCAGCAGCCCCCUUUACAGGCCAUGACCAACCCCCAGGAGCCCCACCCGAAGUACCAACACUACAGCCAACCCCAACAAAACUACUGCCUCUCAGAGCUGUCCGUCAGAUCACCAGAGCAGUAUUACCAGACUUGUAGCCCCUCCUCAAGCCACUCCCCUGCACGCUCCGUAGGACGCUCCCCCUCAUACAGCUCCACCCCUUCACCACUAAUGACCAACCCAGAGUCAUUCCAGUACGGCCAACCUCCCAUGACCCCCGGGGCAGCCUCCUCCUCUUCAUCUUCUUCAGCUGGCAUGCAGGAGCAAGCUAACACCAACGCCAUGUUGAUGCCCCCACGCUCGCACCCCUCACCCAAUGUGCCCCACGCAGCCCCCCACAGCUACACUACCACACCGCAGGUCCCCACCAUGAAGGAACGUUUCUCGGAGAAGCUGCUGUCCAACCCUAGCUUGUGGAGCCUGAAUGCCCUCACCUCUCAGGUAGAGAACAUCUCUAAUAACGUCCAGCAGCUGCUGCUCUCGGAGGCCCUGGUGGCCAACAAGAAGGGCGGUAAGCGCAGCAGUGGAGGCAGCAACAGCAGUGCUGGAAAUGGAGCAUCCACCAAAAAGGGUGAGGAGUACAAAAGUCCUUCAUAUCCAGAUGGUGGUGGUGGUGGUAGUGUUGGUGGAAACCCCAUGCAGGACCCUUACUCUACCCCACAGCACCAGCCAAUGCCCAUGGAGCUCCAUGAGGGAGGUUACUCCAGCAGUAGUGAUGAACAGCUGGAGAGGGGCUACUACUACUGUGGCCAGGGCAGAAGUCCAGCUCAGGCCCCCAAUAACACACAACUCAGCCUGGACACAGCGUCCUCAUGCUCCAUGACAUCUCCAGAUGAUAUGUCCACCAGGUCUGGGGACUCAGGUUUGCACAACCUUACCCCUGACCCUACUAGAUGUCAGUCGGGGCAGGGAGGAGAUGGCAUGAACACCCCAGUGAAGAGCAUUGGUGAUGAGAGGUCUCCUACAAGCAUCACAAUCCCCAGUCCUAUGAAACAAGAAAGGGAUUCCCCUUCAGACAUACAGCAUAUCACUGAGCCUGUCAAAGAGAACUUUGAAGAAUCAGCCUGGACAGAGAAAUCAGCUGACAAAGAGGAGGUGUCAACAGAUAAAACCCCUGACUGUGAGAGAGAAUCAGACACAACUAAAUCUACAGAGAAUCUGGAGAAAUGGUCAGAUGAAGAGAAAUGCCCGGCUAUCUACAGCAAGGUAAACACAGAGGUAACAGAAAAAAGUUAUUGCUAUAAGGAGGCAGAGUACCAAGAGGUUCAGAGCAAAUAUGACCCUGAUGCAAGAGACUCGGUCGAACAGUCCCCAGCAGCUCUCUCUGACUCCAGCCACAAGGAACACUUUGGCCAUGAGAUGAAAUCAGAGGCGUUCAAAUCUGAGUCUCCAACUGCGUCUGAGAGCUCAGUGAAAACAUUGCCUUUUAUUUCUAGGGGCGACCUUGAACAGGAUCAAUAUUCCACAGAGAAGGAGGACAGCUCAGAGAAUACAUCUCCAACCCCCCAAGUUGAGGUGCUGGAUGAGAGCAACUCAGACAAGAGAGAGAGCAGAGAUGAGGAGGAGGAAGAGGAGGGGGAGGAAGGGACUGAGGAGGAGGAGGGCGGCGGACAGGAGGAGGCGGAUGAAGAGGAACAAGAAGAAAUGCAGACACAACAACAACCUUCUCUGUCCCCUCCUCUGUCUGCAGAGGAAAGCGAGGAACUGGGGGAGGGGGAGAAAGUGACAUCGACCGAGGAGCAUGUGAGUACAGGAGAUGGGCAGGAGAAGCCUCCUGGAGAUCUCUGCAGCAGGACAGAGAGUCAGAGUACGGAGCUCCACACUGAAAACGAGCCUGCAGGGCUGCCUGCCCAUCCAAACGCAGCGGCGGCAACAGCAGCAGCAGAUGCUCCUGCAAGGGAGUCAGCCAUUGGUGACACUGCUCCUCAGCCCCAGUCUGCUAUGCCCGUCUUCUCAGCUCUCAACGACAAGACAACACCUCCGGCUCAGGCACGGGAUCAUAUUGAUCACAGUGACGCUAAAGUGCUGGAGCCAGACUCUCCUCAGCUGCCAGGGAAGUCGAUACUUCCCUCAGCCCCCUCCUGGGCAGAUACUCCGCCUUCCCCAAAAAAAGGUGAUGAGGACAUGGAGCCGGGCAUCAGCUGCUCUAGCGCUGUGACCCCCCUGGCCAAGCCAGAACCUGUGGCCCCAUCUGCUCAGCCGAGGGCUUUUGGGCGUAAGCAUGCCAGGGGCAGAAGAAGAAUCAUGCAUUCCGGUGUGGGAAUCAGGCGACAGCUAAGCAUGGAGAGGGAAGGGGAAAAGGAAGAGGAGGGAGCCCCCUCGCCUACACAGAAACCCUGCAUGCCUCCGAGCAAAACUGUACUAUUCUCAGAUCAAAUGGACCUCGCUCAUCAGGAAUCUAUUGUGAGCCAGACUCCAAAAAUGCUGACUGAUGGUUUUCGUUCGAGAAUGUGCACUCGCUCGUUCAAUGCACCAGACUUGCCACCCAAAGUCGAGCCUCAUGCGAAGAGAAAACCAGGCCCAAAACCAGGUUCAAAGCCUGGGCUCAAACCAGGGCCAAAACCUGGACCAAAACCAGGGCCGAAACUGGGAGCAAAGCCAGGUCCAAAACCAGGGCCUAAACCUGGCCUAAAGCCUGGACCAAAGCCUGGGCCAAAACCUGGGCCUAAACCAGGACCAAAACCUGUGCCAAAUGAACCAGAGCUGCCACCGAAAGUUGAGACUCCUGUGAAACGAAAACCAGGACCAAAACCAGGACCAAAACCUGGGCUGAAACCUGGGCCAAAACCUGGGCCAAAACCUGGACCAAAACCUGGUCCAAAACCAGCUCUAAAGCCAGGUCCAAAACCAGGACCUAAACCUGGACCCAAGCCUGCAGAUGUUCUGCCCCCAGAGAAUACUGCACCCAUCAAGGCCUCAGUGGGUCGCCCCAAAGGUUCAGUUUCUAAAGCAAAGCUGGUACAACAAGAAGAAACCAUCCAACCUUUGACAGGAAUGCAAAGCAGGGGCAGGAAGAGCCCGAAAGCUAUUAUAUCACAAGUAAAAGAGGACGUAAAACCAGUAAACCAGGAAGAAAAACAAGCAAACCAUGAGGUUAAGGCUCCAGAGAGUAAGAACAUGGUCUUGAGAUCCAGAAAGCCGUCGCAAGAAAAAACGUCAAAAGAAAAAGAAAAAAUCACAGGAGAAGAUAUUCUUCCCAAGACACUAACAGAAAUUAAGGCCAGUGAUGAUUCUACAAAAGUGGAGGAGCCUGUUUCUGUGGAACAAAGUCCAACUCCCACUCCUACCACAGUCAAAAACACAGAUGUUCCAGCAGACCCACCUGCACCACUUGUCCCAGUAGUCCCAACUGAACAAUCUGAAGAAAAGACACCACUUCCAUUAAAACGGAAACCUAGCCCAGAGCUUUCUACAACACCAGUAAAGAAAAAGAGGGGUCCGAAGCCCAAACCAAAACCCUUACCACCUCAACCAGCUCUGCUGGAACCAGUUGUCUCUGCACCUAAAGAGAAGAUUGUUCGGGGACCCAGAAGAAAGCGAGGGCCAGCCAAGAAAGCUUCUGUGGUCAGUCCCCCACCCAAAGACACUCCUGCUAACAUCAGUGAGACGGACAUCACCACUGAUGUGCCUGUGGUGCCUCCUCAGUGCCCCACUAGAACAAAAGUUCUUCCACCACGCAAAGGCAGGGGACAGAAAUACGAGGCAAUGGUGCAGAAAAAUGCAACUCCUAGCUCGAAGAAACACCUUCCAAUCCCCCAGAUAGACAGCAGUCUAAGUGAUGAUGUGACAGCCAAGGCUUUGCCUCAACAUGUCUUAAAGGAAGGUGAGGCAUCAAUGAUCAUAAAUAGCACUGAGAUAAUAGAGUCUAGACAAGAGGAGGCGAAACAACAAGAGGGCACAGAGAGAAAAAAGGAGACACAAGAGAGGGAAAAGUCUGAGGUGAGUCAAGAGGCAUCAACACCAGAGAAAGGGACAGAAGAAGAGGUUGUAAAUAAGGAGGAGACAAGACAAGAAAUCAUUAAAUUAGGGACACAGCAGGAUGUCAAAGCUGACAAAGUUUGGAGCUCAGCAGAGGCCCCAGUAGAAGUCAAGCCUGCAGGAGAGUGGACGCAACAGGCCUCAAACGGUGCUGCCACUAAGUCUGCCAGAACUAAAAGGAAGAGAUGGGCCAUGGUGGAGAGCACAGAUGCAUCAGUAGUAGCCUUGGAAGCAGGGAGCCUAAUAGUUACAACACCACGGCUAGCCAAACAGAGGGCCAUUAAAAACAACCAUGAGAUGCACCUUAAACAGAGGAGAAAGAAGAGAAAAGGCCAAGCCCCUCUAGAAGAAAUGGAGACAGUCGAGGAGACAAAUAUUGAAACAGCAGAACAACAAGCAGAGAGUGUGGAAGAAAAGGUAACCCCCACAGAGUCCACAGUUCCUCUGCCAAUCAGCCCAGAUGAGAUCACAGAAGCCCCCCAGGUUACCAGCACAGAACUCAUACAGAAACCUAGGAGAGGAAGAAAACCAUCUGCAAAUCCCACUAAGCGGAAACGAGGCAAAGCCUCAUCAGAGCAAAUUCCUGGCAAGCCAAUGAAGGUCCACAAAAAGCCCGGGCCAAAACCUGGGAUGAAAGACGCCAUGGAGGUUAUUGAGGCGGUAGUGAGGGCUGCAGGGUGUGAACGGGACGAACAAGAGCAGAGAGAAAGGGAAGAAAUGGAAAGAAGGGAAGGAGAAACGACGGAGAAAUCUGAAACGUGUGUUGUGGGUCCUGUAGUAACAGUAUCGGAAAAACACACAGAGGUCAUUUCUGUGAAAAGAAUCAGGCGCAGACCAGUCCAUCAAAAUUCAAAACUGUCUUUCUGUCCUUAUGUACGGAUUAACAACUCCAGAGACUUCUCCUCCUGGUGUGCUAUAGUCAACAAGCCGGAGGAUGCAGUAAUAUUUCAGAGACGUAGAAAAAAGGGCAUACUCAGAAUGAGGAAUCCUUUCACAGUUGCAAAAGUUGUGCCACACACUGCUGCCAUGCUGCAGGGGCCCCUGGUAAACAGAAAUCUGAUUGACAGGUGUCUUACAUGUUCCCUGUGUGGAAAGCCAGCAAAUUACAGAGACCUGGGUGAUCUGUGCGGACCCUACUACACAGAGGACGGCGUUCCACGGAAGAUUUUAACGAUCGAGCACACAGAAUCCCUCAGGGAAGAGUCACAGAAACCAGACGUCAGCAUCAGUAGCAGCAGCAGCAGUGAAGAACCAAGCAAAUCCUCAAAGAGCGAGGGCGAGGGCAGCACGGAGAGGGAGGACAACACGGGGGCGUCCAGUCAAGAGAGCAGUAGUAGCAGGCACCAUCACUGGCGCCACCGGCGGGCAGAAAGAACAGAGAGGACGGGUCAGGAGGGCGGUCCACGGAGGUUAACUCUCCGAGAGAGGUUCAGGAGGAUGAAGCAGCUCCAGGCCGCCAGCACGGGGGCCUCGAGUGACCAAGAGGGUGGCGACAGCAAGUUCCAAAGGCUACAAGUGGAAGCAGAGGCUAAGGAGCACUGGGCCCAUGAAAACUGUGCCAUCUGGACCAAGGGGGUAAUUAUGAUAGCUGGGAGGCUGUAUGGACUGAGAGAGGCUGCCAACAACUCAUCCCAAACGAGCUGCUACAAGUGCCAGAUUGCAGGGGCGUCCCUCAGCUGCUGUUGGAGAGGCUGCUCUCAUAAAUACCACUAUGUCUGCGCCAAAGAGAUAGGCUGCACAUUCCACGAGGAUGACUUCUCCAUCAAAUGUCCUAAACACGAGGACCUGUAAGAUAUUCCAGUUCACCACCUCCACCACCAACACCACCUCUCAACCAGGCACCUAUCCAGCAAAAGGCAAGGAAAGAAGAUCAUCAGCCACCAAUACGUUAAAAAAACAGCAACCACAGCCACAGUGAUGACUGAUGACGGACAGGCACAUCAGCCAAUGGAGCUGCAGCCUGGGGGGGCGGGGCUAGGGAGAAGGUAAAAGGAGCAAUAUAUAAACCCGGGAGAAGGGCUCCGCAGAGAGAAGCAGCCCCCUGAACCCGGCCUGGAAAUGUGUUUUCCCAACUGAGCCCCUUACUGGAAGACUGUUUAACAGGAGGAUAGACGGCGCUUUAGAGACUGUGUGCCUAGAGCCCAGUGCACAGGGGGGCUGUUUGAAAUGCAGAGCGAGGAAUGUGUGUGUGUUCUGCCUUUCGGAUGGGUUGCUAUCAUAUUCAGACACCUGGCGGACACUGAUUGGACAGGAGCAUCCCUCUGGCCACCUUGUCUGUGGGCCAAGAAGCGUGUAUGUGUGUGUGUGUGUGUGUGUGUGUGUGUGUGUGUGUGUGUGAGAGUUAUCACAUUGUCAUUCUACGGCCACAUCAUCAGCGUGUUUGUGCAUUACGUGUCCGUGUGAGUGAAGAAGAAGUUCAUCUCCGAUUCAAGAUGUCAUUGCAUCGAAAAAAGCAGCAGCCAACCACUGGAUGUACUAUCUCAAUGUGUGUGUGUGUGUGUGUGUGUGUGUGUGUGUUUAAAAACAAGAGACAAAACUAAACAAAAAAUGGAAACUGUACAUGAUGAUGAUAACGUGCUUUACAGGUUCUAAAUAUUCUGAUAUUGAAGAGACAAGAAGAAGAAGAAGAAGAAGAAAAACAAAAAAAGGACGCAGUAUUUUAAUAUAAUGCUCUUAUCUUCGGAGAUGUAUUUUGAUGUGCAUUAUGACUAUACGACAUCAUUGCGUCACUCUUGGUAUAUGUCAGGCUUUGUUGUAAUUCAGAAAUUUAAAAAAAUGGAGAAAAAAAGAGGAAAAAAAAAAGAAAAGAUAACUCUGUUUAAGAGUCCAUUUCAACUGUGUGCACACAUUCAAUAUGUACAAUAAGACGCCAUAAUCACGCGACAGAUUGGAGAUCAGGGCUCCAAGGGCCCAACCGGGAGUUAGGUCAUGUCACUUCAUUUCUAUGUACAGUUCAGAAGUAUUACUGUUGAACAUUUACCAUCAUGUAUGAUUACUUCACUUACCACGGCGACGCAGAAAGAUAUACAUUCAAGUCAACACAUCUGUCUGUUAGUGUAUCUCAAAUGUAGCCUCUUUCACUCUUCCAUGCUAUGUAACAAUGCCCUGUACAGGGCGUCAGUUUAAUUACUGGUCAUAUCAAAAAGGAGACAUAUUUAAGUAUUAGAGCAUAAAAGAAAGUGCAAAAACGCCACACCAAACGUUCUCUUUUAUGAAGCUCAUUAUUUAAUGGUGUAUAUAAGUAUUUGAUGCUGUUUAAAUGUAAGAUGUGAUGUACUAAUAUAAUUGUGUAUAGUAUUUCCUAGAGAUGUUUAUUUUCUAUAAAAUGGAAUAUGUUAUUGCUUAUAAAAUGUUAUUAAAAGAAUCCAUUGAUGAAAAAAAAAUAACGACCUUUUUUGGGAAUGUCACUUGUCAUAAGUUGGAGCAUGCCGUUUUAUUGAUUUUAAUGUCUUAUUUGUUUGGAAUCGAUGACACAGCAUCACUUUGUUUGAAAUGUUUUUUGUAACGCCAAUGUUAAAUAUACCAGCACCUUUCAAUGCUGCUAUGACCAA
Molecule: messenger RNA, 8648 nt
Organism: Centropristis striata (black sea bass)
Lineage: Eukaryota; Metazoa; Chordata; Actinopteri; Perciformes; Serranidae
Product: retinoic acid-induced protein 1
Exons: 4
Coding region: 175-6888 (2237 amino acids)
Biological process (GO): circadian regulation of gene expression; regulation of transcription by RNA polymerase II
Cellular component (GO): nucleus
Source: RefSeq, a predicted model, not a curated record